AUGGACGACUCCGACCCCGACCAGAUCGACUACAAUGAUCCCGCUUGCUUUUCACGGCUUUUGGGACCCGGUCUCCCCGUUCCAACCUACCAAUCCCCAGCUGCUGUCCGCAAGCAAGCCAGGGAGCGGUCGCAAACCAUCCAUGAUACAUCCGCAGCUCUUCGCGACGUUGUGAUACGGCAUGAGGACACUAUCCAGAAGCGAUGGAUGAAGAAGUCCAAGCAGCAGAGGCUGAAGAUCUUGCUUGAGUGUUGGCCUGGUAUGGCCGCCAUCCACCGCCCGGACUUUGAUGCCUUUCGGAAAGAGAACGGCCAGCUGCGCAGCGGUGGGACCAGAUACCGGGACCAUUACCUGUGGCCUUACAUCAACCAGGAGGACUUGUGCAAGCCCAAGAAUAUCCUGCUCCUUCUCAAUGCGCGGGCUCGCCAUCAUGCCUCCGCAUUUGCCGCUGCCGACAUCACCGCCAUCCGUUUGGGCAUGACCUCAACCGCCAUCGUUCCGAUCUAUCUCAACGAGUAUGUCAUGAUGUUGAAUGGCGCCACCGACGUCGACAGCUAUGGCAAAGUCAUCCACUGGGAUGAUCAUGAGGACGCGUUCGACUGGAUGCAUACUCAAAAACAGUUUCUACCUGGUGAAGGCCUGCUCGUGCUGGAGAUCCAAGAGCGCAUCCUGAAGUUCCUGCUGGCUUUCUGCAAAGCCGUUCUUCGUGAUAUACCAGUGGAGGCCUUGAAAAGCGAUACCUACCAGAUCCAACCUGAACCCCAUCUCAAGACGGAAAUCGAGACCAACGGAUUCGACUCGCUUGCCGUCAUGGCCGCCGAAGCACCCUAUCGACUCCCAGUCCGGAUUGACUUUGCACGGAUUGACUUGCUGCUCGAGGCCAAGGUAUCCGCCGCCAAGGAUCACAUAUGGGCGUUGAGAGAAGACCCCGACUAUUUUGCCAACCGGGUAAACGACAUCAAAGACCACAGACAGGAGAUGCUGAAGGACACCAAGGGCAACAUCCAUCCGGCUCUUCGCCCAGGUCGGCAGAAUAUCUUAGGGGCACGCGUCGUUGGCAAUCUGAUCGUUGAAGCCUAUUCUGAGCUUGAAAUAUUCGCUGAACUGCACCGUCAAGGUAAAGAGCUACGCCUCCUACAUGAGAAGUACGCCAGCCAGCUGUCACCCUCUGAAAACCUGCCAAAAGAGCUCCUCGGCCACAUUCUUACGUUUCGCUAUUUUCUCACCCAGGCGGCCAAAGGUCCACUGUCUCAGCUGCUUCAUAAUGUCUCUGCCUCCCCCCCGCUGCGCAGGCUAUUUGUUCGCCAACCACCCCCCGACACCACUACUUCCAAAAUAGCCAUCAUGUCCGUCAACGAGUCCAAGCGAACCGCGGUCGAAGGCCGUCUGCUGUGGCUCCUCAACACCCUAUGGGAAAAUGGAAGGACAUUGUUUCUUGCUGGAAUGCCCUUGAUUCUGGAUGAACUACAGCGUUUUCUGGAAGCCGAACCCGAAGCUGCGAAUCUUGUUUCAUCUCGUAUUGCCGAAAUGAUCAGUAAUGCUUCCAUUAUCAGCCAGUGUCUCAGCCAGCUCGAUCAAUUCCAGCCUUGGGCGCGAAGCUUUGAGAACGCAGAGGAGGACCAGCUGGAUGAGAUUCAACAGAAAUUUGCGGUCUGGGCCAAACCGCUUGGGAACAUCAUCCAUGGUCUUAAAGAGCAAUACUUGCUUCCUGUAGCCGACUUGGCCAGCACCUCCCAAAAGCGUUUCUUCUAUCCUGUUGAGAAACGCCGAACAAAAGACACAGUUGAGGCUUUGCGGCAAGCAGAGGGAAACCUAGACCGUUUCUGGCAGGCGGCUGACAAGAUUGUGGACUCAAGGUGCAAGCAUUUGGAGGGCACAGCCGCCAGAGCUCUCUUCUCUGGAAACCGUGUGUUGCAACGAACCCCCGAGUGGGUUCCGCAGACCAGUACAGAAACACCUGCGGACAAGAAGGUUGGGCCCGUCGAGACCGUUGACAGUGUAGAGGAACUGAGCAAACCCCUUUCGACGCUGUACUUUGGAUCUACCUCGGGCCAGAGGAUAUCACAAGAGCCUAAGCCAAAGACCAAGACCAAAACCAAGGGGUUGCCGUCGUCCGACCAGACAGCUCCCUUGACGACUCCUUUGCCUAUCGAAGCCUCCGUGCCGGCGCCCACCAUCGCGGUUGACCCCCGCUCCCUCAAGGUUUUCCGUACAUUGUUCUUCAACCCCGGUGUGACUUCCUCCCCAGGCGAAAUCCCUUGGCAAGACUUUGUGCACGCCAUGACCUCGACUGGGCUGUUCACAGCUGAAAAGCUCUAUGGCUCGGCCUGGCAGUUCCAGAGGCUGGACAGCAAAUCGCAGACGAGAAUCCAGUUUCACCAGCCGCAUCCUAGGGGGAAGAUUCCGUUUACGAAUGCCAGGAGAAUGGGGAGGAGACUGACCAGGGCAUUCGGGUGGGUUGGUGACAUGUUUGUGGCGAAGGAGGAAUGA
Molecule: messenger RNA, 2490 nt
Organism: Podospora pseudocomata
Lineage: Eukaryota; Fungi; Ascomycota; Sordariomycetes; Sordariales; Podosporaceae
Exons: 1
Coding region: 1-2490 (829 amino acids)
Source: RefSeq, a predicted model, not a curated record